AUCCUGUCAAAAUUCGCUAUCGAGAAGGAACGUGUUGCGCGCGAACAGCAUGAUCCUGUGUCGGCCGCGUUUGUACCGAUCGUUCGGCAGUUGGGUAAACACGAAACAGCUGAUCCACAGAGCAGAGAUGUCCACGGCCGAACAAGCAGUCAGCAAGCCGCAAUGGCAGGACGAAAAGAAGAAGUUCCUGUCGCUGGCGAUGCACGACAAGAGGAAGGUGUACAGAUGCGGAUCGAAGUUCUUCACCUUGAGCGACAUCAAGACCUGGCACGACUUCGUCCUCGACUACAAGAAACUGGCGCCGAAGAUACCGCUGCUACCUAACCACAAACUCGACCAGAACGUUAACAUCGAGCUGACCAAGAAGGUAUCCAUCUACCGCGGCGACAUCACCACCUUGGAGGUGGAUGCUAUAGUAAAUGCGGCCAACAAGAGUCUCGAAGGAGGCGGCGGCGUCGAUGGGGCUAUACACAGGGCGGCGGGUCCGUUCCUUCUCGCGGAGAACCGAACCCUCGGGGGAUGCGAAGUAGGCGAAGCCAAACUGUCAGGAGGUUAUCAACUACCAGCCAAAUACGUGAUUUCCACUGUUGGACCACGCGGCGAAAAGCCCGAUUUUUUGCGUAAUUGCUACAAGAACAGUCUAGAUCUGUUGGUCGAGAAGCAAUUGCAUUCAAUCGCUUUCCCGUGCAUCUCCACUGGUAUCUACGGUUAUCCUCUGAAGCCUGCAGCGCACGUCGCCGUGAUGGCCGUGCGUAAGCACCUGGAGGAGAAUUUCGCACAGAUCGAGAGAGUCAUCUUCUGCUUAUUCUCGGAGACUGACGAGGAAAUCUACCAGGGAAUCCUGCAGUCCUAUUUCCCUCUCAACUAGAGGACGAGAGCUUUACCAUAUUCAGAAGACAUACCAUUUAAUUUUCCUUUAGUUAUUGUUUUUGAAAUCUUCAGACUUAUUUCUUUCUU
Messenger RNA from Nicrophorus vespilloides, 957 nucleotides. RefSeq names its product macro domain-containing protein CT2219-like. The record is from RefSeq and is a predicted model, not a curated record. Gene Ontology annotation, cellular component: nucleoplasm. The transcript is spliced from 3 exons. Gene Ontology annotation, biological process: purine nucleoside metabolic process; peptidyl-glutamate ADP-deribosylation; DNA damage response. NCBI's taxonomy places the organism in Eukaryota, Metazoa, Arthropoda, Insecta, Coleoptera, Silphidae. Gene Ontology annotation, molecular function: ADP-ribosylglutamate-[protein] hydrolase activity. Bases 50 to 868 code for a protein of 272 amino acids.